Periophthalmus magnuspinnatus is the source of this 1076-nucleotide messenger RNA. RefSeq names its product DnaJ (Hsp40) homolog, subfamily C, member 9 (gene dnajc9). The transcript is spliced from 6 exons. Gene Ontology annotation, molecular function: heat shock protein binding. The coding region runs from base 164 to 922 and encodes 252 amino acids. Gene Ontology annotation, cellular component: nucleus; cytoplasm. Lineage: Eukaryota; Metazoa; Chordata; Actinopteri; Gobiiformes; Gobiidae. The record is from RefSeq and is a predicted model, not a curated record.
CACGCAGGCAACUCCUCGGCUAGCGCGCCAAACAGAGCUAGACGUAUCCUGGAAUGUAAACUUUAGCAAUACGUGCGUCGUUAUACAUAUUUUUUUCUGAACUGAGCAGUAUUCUUGGUCAGAAUACCACGCUCCCAACUUCACCCAACGUCUCUGUGUAACCAUGGGUUUGCUCGAGCGCUGUGAUGAGCUGUUUAAGACCUCCAACCUGUACGAAGUGCUCGGGACCACAAAGCACGCGACUGAAGCGGACAUACGCAAAGCCUACUACAAAGUGUCUCUCAGAAUUCACCCUGACCGGGCUCCAGACGACCCGCGGGCCACGGACAAGUUCCAGGUGCUGGGUAAAGUGUACGCAGUGUUGAGUGAUGAAGAGCAGAGGAAGGUGUACGAUGAGCAGGGCAUUGUGGAUGAGGAGACCGAUGCACUGAGCCAGGUCCGCUGCUGGGAAGAAUACUGGAGAGCCCUUUUCCCACAGAUAACAGUGCAAGAUAUAAUUGAAUUUAAGAAAAAAUACAAAGGCACAGAAGAAGAGCGUCAGGAUAUUCUUCAGUAUUAUGUGCGAUACAAGGGGGACAUGGACGCCAUCAUGGAGUCCGUUCUGUGCGGCUCUGCAGAUGACGAGCCGAGAAUCUCCAGCAUCAUCCAGGAUGCCAUUGAUAAUAAUGAAGUGGCUACAUUGUCUGCUUUCACUAAAGAAAGUGAAAAGAAGAAAAAGGCCAGAAGGAAGAGGGCUGACAAAGAGAGACAAGAAGCUGAGCAAAUGCAGAAAGAAAUGGGUCUUGGAGAUGAUGAUGAGAGUUUGACAAAGAUGAUUAAGCUAAGACAGGCAUCCAGUGUCAAGAACUUUAACAGUUUUCUGACUAACCUGGAAGAAAAAUAUGCUCCAAAAACUGGAAAAUCAAAAAAAGGAAAAAAGUAACAUCUGGUUCAAAAGGCCCUGAUGUUGAGGGGAAACAGCUACCAGAAACGGCAUUGCAGAUGUGGCAUCGCAUAUUGUCUUGUUCAUUUGUGCAAAAGAAAGUGGUCAUUCUGUAAAAUUUGUAUAAAAUUACAGUACUAAACGGAGCUUUAAA